AUGCCCCCAAAUGUGGGUAACGGGGGUCCCACCAAAAGACGACGUAUCGAGCUGGUUGAUCCUUUACUUCAGCCAUACCAAGUAUAUCAAGCUGAUUCAAAUGGGGAAAGCUCGGCCCAGGGCACAGAUUCAUCAAUAUCUGGUCCUAAGUCGAAAAAGAAAUCAAAAGGCCCGAAACGAUUAACGACAUUGACCGCACGAAUGACGGCGCAAUAUACCUCAAAAAAUGCAAAUGACGAUGGCUCCGCUAGUGAUGGACUUCAGCCCACCAGAAAGACUAUUUCUAAACGACGAGGCAAAGGCAAAAUGGCGGAGGAUGAAGUUUUGUUUACCGUUCUUUCACCCGAAACAGCUUUCAGGUCUUUGGAGAAUCAAGAUCUCGUCUUUGGUACUUGCAGUCAACUCGAACGAGAGGAUUCACCGCACACACUGGACGAAAUGCAACAAGCUAUUCGUGCAUCCGAGAAGCUUGCUUUUGACGGAAGCCAGCAGACUGCAACAGCCAAGGCCGUUUCGAAGGGCCAUGUGUCCUACCUGCCCGGUACAAGGAACCUUUGGCAGUCUGCCGCGCGGAGUACUGAAGGGUCACUGGUCCAGGCUCAAAGGAUGGACGGCGUUAAGCUGGCAGGUUCAGCAGGAGCGUGCAAGGAACUAAAUGCCCAAACAAAAAGAUCAUUGAACUGGGAAGAUGAUGAUGACUGGUUUGAGCUUGACUAUGGCAAGUCCAAGCCUUCCCCAAAGCAGAAGACGCCAUUGAGGGUCAAUAAAUCAAAGUCUACAGCCGUUCCUGUGCCCUUGGAGCCCCAGGCGCCGCCGGUACAGGCUGAUGAAGCUACUAGUGCGAAGACGAAUCCUAACCAGGAGGCAGUCUCUCAACAGCCACCGAUGCCUCACUAUAGCGGAUUCACAGACGCUGAGCUCACCAAACAGGUUGCGGCCUUUGGCUUCAAGUCAGUAAGGGGUCGUAAGAAGAUGAUUGAGCUGUUACAGAAGUGCUGGGAGUCGAAACAUCGCAAUGGUAGUAGAACUACCCUUGUGCAGUCACAGCCCCAGCCUUCGUCACAAACCGACAAUGAUACGAGGCUCCCCAAUUCUACCCAGCCGCAUAGCCAGGAUCUUGCCCCGCAAUCGGAGACACUGAAAGCAGCUACUCGGCCCAAAGGCCAGACCAAGAAAAAACCAGCAUCAGCACCAAGUGCAUCUUCACGCUCAGUACAAACCGAUACACGAACAGAAACCUCGGUCUCUGCCAACCCCAAGAAAGCUUCCAAUCAUACGGGCAGAAGCUCUCAUGUUUGGACAUCGUCAUUCAUAGAUGUCAAAGAGAUUCAAGACUCCGAGGACGAGACCGCUCCGUCGCCUAGUCAAGUCCCAAAGCGUUACCGGGAGAUAUUGUUCACCACUUCUGAUCUUGCUCCCGAACCAUCUCUGGAAAUUCGAACCAAGGAAUUGACUACAGGUCCCAAAGCGGUUGUCUCUAAAUCUAAAUUCAAAACCAAGUCCUCUUCAUCUGUCCCCGUCAAGUCCGACAAACCGGCUCUUUCGAAGUGCAGCAGUUUACCCGAUCUCGCUUUCCAGAUCACUAAAGCCGUACGCUCCCAACAUCUGCUGUCGCCCCUCUCAUCUUCAACUGGAAGCCGAAGCCGCCCAACGUGGCACGAGAAGAUCCUCAUGUACGACUCAGUUAUUCUGGAAGAUUUCACAACAUGGCUAAAUGUCGAAGGACUUGGGCUUGUUGGGGAGGACAGGGAAGUUCAUGCUGCAGCGGCUAGGGAAUGGUGUGAAAACAAGGGGAUCUGCUGUUGCUGGAAGAAUAAUGCUAGUUGGUGA
This is a messenger RNA of Penicillium waksmanii, 1830 nucleotides long. RefSeq names its product protein slx4 (gene slx4). Gene Ontology annotation, biological process: DNA repair; DNA replication. Gene Ontology annotation, cellular component: Slx1-Slx4 complex; nucleus. Bases 1 to 1830 code for a protein of 609 amino acids. Lineage: Eukaryota; Fungi; Ascomycota; Eurotiomycetes; Eurotiales; Aspergillaceae. The transcript has a single exon. The record is from RefSeq and is a predicted model, not a curated record.